Molecule: messenger RNA, 3150 nt
Organism: Alligator mississippiensis (American alligator)
Lineage: Eukaryota; Metazoa; Chordata; Crocodylia; Alligatoridae
Product: tetratricopeptide repeat protein 39A
Exons: 18
Coding region: 285-2102 (605 amino acids)
Molecular function (GO): protein binding
Source: RefSeq, a predicted model, not a curated record
UUUCUAGCAGCCUUUGAUGCAUGUGGGGUUCACCCAGGUCUUGGCUGGGGCAGGAAAAUGCCCUCCCUCAUAUGGGUGGGUUAUGGGGCAAGACUAGGAAACCCAGGAGUUGAACCGCCCUGGGACAGGCUGUCAGCCCUGUACGGCUGGGCGGGGGAAGGGGGGGGGUUAGUCACAUGGCUGGUGACGUUAUGGGGGGCUUUCCUGGUGCCAAAGGAGUUCUUCACAAAGGAAGAGAGGUGUUCCCUGAGUGACGUGGGUGCUGGGGGGGGUAUCCCCGGGUGAUGUGGCUAGGCGGGUCCCAAUGCCCCGCCCCCCCUACCUGCCCAGGCACCUGUAGGGCAGAACUGCCCCCGCCCCCCCCCGCACAUUCCGGCAGAGCUGCAGCUUCCUCUUGCUGCGUCGCAAUGGCCCGGGCCAGUGACAGUGCCCCUAUGCCCGACCUGACUUGCAGCCUGGAGGAGUGCACGGCCGCGCUGGAUGCCUUCCUCAGUAACCGCUUCACCGAGAGCCUAGACCGGCUUCAGCCCAGGACCAAGGAGAGCAUGUACCAUGCCCUGGUCUAUGCCACGCUGCGGGCCAUGCAGGCCAUGAUGACCUUCGAGCAUGAGGACCUAGCACAGGCUGGGCACACCAUGAAGGAGGCACAGGAGGUUUGCCACAGGUUCCGCAGGAAAUCUAGCGUGGCUGCAUCCUUCUCCAGCCCAAGCAAUGACACCUUCACUGAGGAGGAGCUGCAUGCUGAGGUUUGCUAUGCAGAGUGUCUGCUGCAGCGCGCGGCUCUCACCUUCCUGCAGGACGAGAACAUGGUGAAUUUCAUCAAAGGUGGCAUCAAGGUGCGGAGCAGCUACUUGAUCUACAGGGAGCUGAGCGGGGUGCUGCAGUCAGGGCACUGCCCUGUGGGUCCUGCCCACCCCCAUCUGGAGGGAGGUGUCGCACUGGGCACUGGCGCCUUCAACCUAACACUGUCGCUCUUUCCCCCACGCAUCCUGCGGCUGCUGGAGUUUGCUGGGUUUUCGGGGGACAAGGAGCUGGGGCUGCGGCAGUUGCAGGUGGGAGCUGCCAGCCCCAACCUACGCGGCCUCCUGUGCACCCUGCUGCUGCUCUGCUACCACACCUUCCUCACCUUUGUGCUGGGCCUCGGGGAUGAUGACUUCACAGAGGCCGAGACCCUGCUGCAGCCCUACCUUACCCGCUACCCCCAGAGUGCCAUCUUCUUGUUCUUUGCUGGUCGGAUCGAAGAGAUCAAAGGGAACAUCGACACGGCCGUGGCCCGAUUCGAGGAGGUGUGCACAGCCCAGCAGGCCUGGAAGCAGUUCCACCACAUGUGCUACUGGGAACUGAUGUGGUGCUUUGCCUACAAGGGUCUUUGGAAGAUGGCCUACUUCUAUGCUGACUUGCUCAGCCAGGAGAGCCGUUGGUCCAAGGCCAUGUAUGUGUACAUGAAAGCUGCGUUCCUCAGCAUGCUGCCCCUUGGUGAGUCCCGGCCCUUUGGAGAAGAUGAAGUGGAGCUGUUCAGGCAGGUGUCCUCUUUGAAGCAGAAGAUUGCGGGCAAAUCACCCCCCACGGAGAAAUUUGCGAUCCGGAAAGCCCGUCGCUACAAAGGCAGUGCCCCCAUGCCCUUGCCUGUACCUGCCCUGGAGAUGAUGUACAUGUGGAAUGGGUUCUCUGUGCUGGGCCGGCACCAGGACCUGCUUGAGGGGACACUGGAGACGCUGCUCCAGGCUGAGAAGAGGCUGGAGGAGUCUGCAGGUGGUGAGCAUCAUGUGGAUGACCGGUGCCUGGUACUGCUGCUCAAAGGCCUCUGUCUUCGGCACCUGUGCAGCCUGAGCCAGGCAGAGGCCUGCUUCCAUGCUGUGCAGGCCAGUGAGAAGCAGCUCCGCCAUGACCACUACCUGGUGCCCAACGCGUUGGUGGAGCAGGCAUUGCUGUGGGCAGCGCAGGGCCGAGGGGCGGAGGCAGUGUCCCUGCUGCGGCGAGCCAAGAACAGCUACAAAAACUACUCCAUGGAGUCGCGAACUCUCUUCCGCAUCCAUGCUGCCCUGACCCGGCUCCGCGCCGCGCCGGAGGAGAACGGCAUUGAUGGGGCUGGUCCCCCCUGAACCCUCUACGCAGUAUCUUACCCCCACCAACGAUGGACUCUUGCCUGUACCCCUAACAAAACCAAAGUGCCUGCACUCUCAUGCCUAGUUUAUACCUCCCUGUCACUUAUAUGAGCUGUAUGCACAGAACUGAGUGUGGCUUCCCCAGACUGGGGAAGGAGGGGUGGGGUCUACCCUGUCUACUCAUCUCCUAGGUUCCAAGGGUAAAGGCUUCCUCCUCUCCUUCCCCUCCACCCUACCUGCUCUUGCUUAUACUUAACCCCUCGGUUACAUCCCCUCCCCCAGUAAGGGAGAGUAGGGCAGAUUGUGUGCCCCCCCCCAGGUGUGGGGUGGUGCUUUGUGUCCCAGCUCCCCCAGACUCCUUUCCUUCUACCAAGGAUAUUUUGUGGCAAAAUGUGUGCAGCAGCAAUCUCAGUGCAGAGGUGGCCUUGCUCUUAUCUCUCUGCCCCUCUUCUGGCCUGAGGCUUCAGAGCUGUGGGAAAGGGGCUAGAAGCACCUGCUCCACUUGAUGUCUGCAAGUAGCUUGAGAAGCUCAAGUGUGUCCAGUGGGAGAUUCUGGGUAGCCAAAGCUGUACCUGUUUUCACCCCUAUAUGGGCCCUAGAGCCAGCCCCUGAUUCCAUCUGUUGGGUAUUGCCAUGUACUUUUCCCACACCCUGGAAGGACAUCAAUAUCUUUCCCCACCCCUACACCUGAGAGCUGGAGCAGAAUACAGCCUCAGCAGAAGGAAGACACUGCACUGGGCUGGCACCUGGUCCCUGCUGGUGGUGGUCAGUGACCUAUGGACAAUGCUUCAGGGUGGUUCCAGGCCUCUGAGACGGUUGGAGUUGGGUUCUCUGUCUCCCAUCCUGCUCCUCGCUCUGUUCCAACCCUGCUGGUAAGAACAGACUGAGCCAAGCAGGCUGGGCCAUGGUGGAAGGGAACAGGGUUUUGUGCUAUGGCUUCUCGGCAGGGGCAGGGUGUUUCUCAUGCUACGUAGGAGGUUGAUGAGGUGAGGUACAGCUGGAAGAUAUAGGUCAGAGCUAGGAAAUAAAGGCAUUGAUGCCUGUA